Molecule: messenger RNA, 1365 nt
Organism: Knipowitschia caucasica
Lineage: Eukaryota; Metazoa; Chordata; Actinopteri; Gobiiformes; Gobiidae
Source: the annotation of a GenBank genome assembly
AUGACCACGCUGCUCUCCGCCUGCUGCCUCCCCCUGCUGCUGCCCCUGAUGCUGCCCCUGCUCCUGCUGAGUUGUGAAGCAAAGAUCAACUCGACGCGCUCCUCCAAAGACAUCUACACUUUCACCAAGAUUCUGGACAGCCUGCUGGAUGGAUACGACAACCGUUUGAGACCAGGGCUAGGAGAUCGAGUGACCGAGGUGAAGACUGACAUCUAUGUGACCAGUUUUGGACCAGUCUCAGACACAGACAUGGAAUACACGGUGGACGUGUUUUUCCGCCAGAGCUGGAAAGACGAGAGACUCAAGUUCCACGGACCGAUGAACAUCCUGCCCCUGAACAACCUGAUGGCCAGCAAGAUCUGGACCCCUGACACCUUCUUCCACAACGGCAAGAAAUCUGUGGCCCACAACAUGACCAUGCCCAACAAACUGCUGCGCAUCAUGGAGGACGGCACCCUGCUCUACACCAUGAGGCUGACUGUUCAAGCCGAAUGCCCCAUGCAUCUGGAGGACUUCCCUAUGGACUCUCACUCCUGCCCUCUGAAAUUUGGAAGCUAUGCCUACACCAAAACAGAAGUGACCUACAUCUGGACGCGAAAUGCCAGCGAGUCCGUGGAGGUCGCGCCAGACGGAUCCAGGCUGAACCAGUACGACCUGGUGGGGCAGACGGUGGGCAAAGAGGUCAUCAAGUCCAGCACCGGUGAAUACACGGUGAUGACAGCCCACUUCCAUCUGAAGAGGAAAAUUGGUUACUUUGUCAUUCAGACAUAUCUGCCGUGUAUCAUGACGGUCAUCCUGUCCCAGGUUUCCUUCUGGCUCAACAGGGAGUCUGUGCCCGCCAGGACCGUGUUUGGAGUGACCACGGUGCUGACCAUGACCACUCUGAGCAUCAGCGCCCGGAACUCUCUGCCCAAAGUGGCCUACGCUACAGCCAUGGACUGGUUCAUCGCCGUGUGCUACGCCUUCGUCUUCUCCGCUCUCAUCGAGUUCGCCACCGUCAACUACUUCACCAAGCGCGGCUGGGCCUGGGACGGGAAGACCGUGGUGGAGGACAAGAGAAAGGAGAUGGCCAUCGUGAAGAAGAACAACGCCUAUGCCGUGGCGGUGGCCAACUACUACCCCAGCCUGCCCAGGGACUCCCCCAUCCCCACUAUCUCCAAGUGCGCCCCCUCAGACCCCAUCAAGAGCCCGGCCCUUACCGUCACCAAGACCGAACAGCCCAAGAAAACCUUCAACAGCGUGAGCAAGAUCGACCGCCUGUCCCGCAUCAUGUUCCCCGUCCUGUUCGGAGGCUUCAACCUGGUCUACUGGGCCACCUACCUCAACAGGGAACUGGUGAUUAAGGAUAUGGAGACUUUUAGUUAG